AUGCUUACCAGAAGAAAGCAACUUCAAGCCAGCAACAUUUCUAAACAAGAAAGCACUGCUCAAUGUGAUGAUGCCAUAGAAAUUAGUGAUGGAGAUGAAGAAGAUCAAGAAGAAGUUGGUGGUUUUAUAUUGGUUGGACAGUAUGUACCAAGAGAAGAAUUGUUAAAGGAUGCCGUAUUGGAUGAUAUAGAUUUCGUGCAUGGACUAGAUCUAGAUUUUGAGAUGAGGAGUGAAGGUGAGGAAAGCGAUCUCAAUAUAACAAUUUCCAGUCAAAAUGAAGAGAUUGAUGGGGAUGACCAUUUUGGUAUUCAAACUAGUAAUUGUACAGAAAAUAGAUUGAGAAGAAUGAUUGGUAAACCUGUUAAAUAUUGGGAAAAUGAACGACCCUUACCCAUUGACACCAAAAAGAAGAAACAAUCAUCCCAUGAAAGAAAGAGAAAAUUGGAUAUGUCAGUUGAAGAACCAAGAAGGAGAAAGCUAUUCAUACAACAAUUGACAUCUGUCAAGCUUCACACUUUAAAUUCAUCAAGGAUGGUUAUGAUGCUGAUGAAGAUACUGAUGGAGAUACUGAUGAGGAUACUGAAGAUACUGCACAACUUUCAAUCUAAAGAAACAAGAUCCAGCACAAAGUGA
This is a messenger RNA of Naegleria gruberi, 633 nucleotides long. RefSeq lists its product as uncharacterized. The transcript has a single exon. NCBI's taxonomy places the organism in Eukaryota, Heterolobosea, Eutetramitea, Acrasida, Naegleriidae. The coding region runs from base 1 to 633 and encodes 210 amino acids. The record is from RefSeq and is a predicted model, not a curated record.